AUGACAAAGCCAUACAAACGAGUACCCAUAGGGAGUCAUGGUGAUGGCAUCGUCUUUAAUGCUGGACAAAAUGAUGAAGCAUUUCUUCUUGAAAACACAAUAGUUUUGCAAAAUGGCGAAUCUAAGGUCACCGGGAUUGUUAAUUUUCUGGCAAAAGAAACCAACAGUUCUCCGGGAUUUUGUCGCCUGCAGCUCCUUCCUGGAUUAAACUUUCAGAAUAAUAUAUAUACUGAAGAAAAUGGUGUCAAAUUCUUAUCGAGUGAAAAAUUUAUCCACAUGUGUCUUGAACUUUCAAGGAGAAAUUCUAGUGCCGAGAGUCCAUUUAUUGUGACUAAUGCUUUGAGACUUGAUUACUGUUUACCAUUUAAAACAUGGCCAGACUGUGCAGAGGAAUGGUUGUAUCGAGAGAGACCACGGUGCUGGCCUUCAGCAGCUCUGGUAUCGAAAAUUAAGGAUACAACUUGCUACUGUGAACCCAUAGAAAAUGGGCAAUCAUUACAUCCAAACUUGGAAUGGAGAAUUUCAUUUGCAGUAGCAGAGACUCUGUUGAUUAGAUCAAUGGGUGACACGAUUUUUAAAUUGUAUCAAAUCUUAAAGAUUCUUGCCAGAGAAAAGAUCAAUACAGAGAUUGGGUGCCAAAAUAUAGUUUCGUCUUAUGUGAUCCGAACUACGCUUUACUGGGUUUGCGAAAACGGGCUUCCAAAUAUUAUCAGCGAAAGUAAUUUUGAAUUUUGUCUGCUUUUCUUUAUCAAUCAACUUGAGAAAUGGAUUAAAGACGAUUUCUGUCCACAUUAUUUUAUUCCCGAAAGAAAUAUUUUCGAAGCUUCUGUUUCGCCUCAUAGUAAGGCUUGCCUUUUGGAAUGUUUAAGUGACAUUAAAAGUGAUAUAUUUUCAGCUGUUUUAGAAUUACCGUCAUUUGAAAGACUGAAAUUGGCCCACGAAGAAGGAACUGUUAUAACCUUGCCUUCUCUUGAGGACAUUAAGUUAUGGAAGGAAAUUUCAGUAUUCAAUUACGCCUCAGGAAUCUCUUACUGUGUCCUUCAUAGCAGAUAUGCUUUUGAAAUUUUGGAAAACAUGGAAACAACGUUUGCUGCAAACUCGCAGAAAUUCUCGGAAAUGCAAUUAGCUUUUCUGAAAGUUCUAUAUUAUCCUCUUGCAAAAGCAACUGGUACCAUUCUCUACAAUAGCGUUGUUAAGAUAUCCCAUAACAAAUCUAUGUACUGUGGACUUCGAUUAAGCAAAAGACUUUCAAUACUUGGCACCAAAUGUGACGUCAUUUCCGGACGUUUGUCACUAGCAACGUUCCAUUAUCUUUGUGGACAAUAUAAAUUAUGCAUUGGUUUAACGGACUCCGUUUUGAGAGGAAUUCAACCUUUCACUGUUUACAACAGAAAAGAUUAUGGUAUAAUACAGGGUGACGGUCGUUUGGAGGCUUAUUCCGAAGUUAUCCUUAACGCAUCAAUACCUCUCAACAAAAAAAUGCAAAGAGCAUUUUUGAAUGACUUUGAGAUCUUUAAAGAGGGACCUGUCAUUCCAUCACAUUUAUGUUUAGAAAUUGAAUUUUUCCUUGAUCCGCCAGCAUCAUCUUUUCUUCCAGCAUUAGUUUAUAUCCAUUUCCUACGCUUUCUGUCAUUCCACGAGAUGAACAAUGAAAGUGAAAUGCGUUCCAGCCUUUUAGUCUUGCGGACUAUAUCCUAUGACGAUGAACAUGGAGGAAAUUUAUAUAUCGCCUCCAACAUGAUCGGCAUUUGUGAAAUGAUGAGUGGAAAUAUCCAAAUGGCUAUUAAAUAUUUUGGCCAGGCUGCAUUAAGUUUAAAACGGGCCAAUAUUUUAUACCACAAAAAUACUGGUUUAUUGAGAAUUGCUCUCCUUCUGAACUCGAGAGUCAAUAUGUGA
This is a messenger RNA of Saccostrea echinata, 1896 nucleotides long. RefSeq lists its product as uncharacterized. The record is from RefSeq and is a predicted model, not a curated record. The transcript has a single exon. Bases 1 to 1896 code for a protein of 631 amino acids. NCBI's taxonomy places the organism in Eukaryota, Metazoa, Mollusca, Bivalvia, Ostreida, Ostreidae.